Eutrema salsugineum is the source of this 651-nucleotide messenger RNA. RefSeq names its product putative F-box/kelch-repeat protein At3g24610. NCBI's taxonomy places the organism in Eukaryota, Viridiplantae, Streptophyta, Magnoliopsida, Brassicales, Brassicaceae. The record is from RefSeq and is a predicted model, not a curated record. The transcript has a single exon. The coding region runs from base 1 to 651 and encodes 216 amino acids.
AUGAAAGGAAGAUGUGCGAUUCGGGAAUGUUGUAAAUUGGGAUGGUGUAAAUUGGGAUGGCCGAGCACUGAAGUGCCAUCUCACAAUAAAAGGAGGAAGAAGAAGAAGAAGAAAAAUAAGAACAAGAAGGUUUACGCCUUGGAUGACAAGGCUCAAAGCUUCUACUUCGUGCCAAGUGAAUAUAUGUUUUGGAACAAGGGAACAAGAGAUUCUAAGCCAGGAACCAGAACCCAUUGGUGUGCCGUAGGGAAAUUGUUAUACUGCGUUGGUGCACAUGGAAGCAUAUUGUGGUGUGAGCCAGAUGUGUUGGAUUGGAAAGAGGUGAAAGGUUUGGAAAAUUUGAAAAAAUCUUUCUCUGGUUCUAGAGAUGUCCUCUUUAAUCCAGGCCCGAGGCUCUACUGUCCACCAAGGAUGGUCAAAUCUGAAAUUAGCAGACUCGGUAGCAACUCUAGUGGGAACAUUGUCAUCUUCUGGAACGCACGGCUUAAAAAUCCUGAUGGUUUGGAGCUUUGCUCUGCCGAGAUAUCUGUGGAGAGACGAGAGGGAGGCGACAUUUGGGGGAAGAUUGAGUGGUCUGGUGCUCUCUUCAAACUUGGUCCUCUAUCACACUCAUAUGGCGAGGUCUUAUAUUCUGCUUCUGUCUUUGUUUAA